AUGGCGGUGGCAAAGCCUUCUUCAUCGAGUACCCUGUUGUUGUGGGUCGGAGGGACGUGCCUGGUUGCCGUGGCAGUCUCUGCUGUGGCACUUUGGCAAUCAUCCAGCACAAGCACGUCUCGGCGGCCAAGACACUAUGACGAUGAUGAUUAUGACGACGAGGAAGAUGAUAAUGAAGAUGCCAUGACGAAAUGGCUGCGAGAAAAGGAGGUUAGACCAAAAAUAAUUGAAGAUGAUAAUGGAGGAGAGAUGCCUCCGCACAUGAGACGAGACAUUUACAAGGAGAAACGUCGACAAGAAAAGAUUCCACUGCUCGCCAUGAAAAAGCCCAUGUACGACAAUAUUCGCAUGCUGGAUCCUCAGGGCACUGUCCUCUGUACCAUUUCCAAAAAAAAGGCCAACUGGUAUGUCAAUAAAUCCUUGGCCGUGUGGAAAGAUGAGGAUGACAAAACGACCAUCCAGCUCUUGUUCGAACCGAGCCAUCGGUCGAAUCAAAGCGACGACAACAAGAAAGACGAACAAGAUGCCUUUUUCAACAAAUCCAUCAAACAAAACAUUUGCGUCGUUUGUGGACACGACCAGUAUCAUAUGCGACACUACAUUGUCCCCUAUGCCUGUCGCGCCUUGUUACCCAACAAGUACAAGAAACACAUGGCACACGACGUUGUCAUUCUCUGUCCCGACUGUCAUUUGGAAUGCAAAAAACAGGCCACCCAACGCCUCAAAUACCUCGAAAAGUGCUGUCGAAAAGAUCCCAACACGGCCACGCCACACACCACCGAUCGGCACCUGUACAAAGUCAAAAGUUGUGCACUCGCAUUGUUGCGAUGGCGCAGCAACUUGCCUCCCGAUACCAUUCAAGAAUACGAAACACUGCUGCAACAACAUUUCCAGUUGGCCGAUACAACUGUUGUAACGGAGGAACUCCUCCAACAAGCGAUACAAGUCGAAGAGAAAAUUCCCAAUCCACACUAUAUCCCGCCAUCCGAAGUCAUUGUCGAGGCAAUGUGCCAAACCGAUGAGGAUAUACAGGCAUUCGUCAAGGGGUGGCGAAAGCAUUUUGUGCGAACCAUGGCGCCAAGGUUUUUGCCCAAGGGAUGGAAUGUAGACAGUAAUGUGCAAUGCAUGAGCACGGAACGAAAGGAGGGGUAG
Seminavis robusta is the source of this 1152-nucleotide messenger RNA. NCBI's taxonomy places the organism in Eukaryota, Bacillariophyta, Bacillariophyceae, Naviculales, Naviculaceae. The record is from the annotation of a GenBank genome assembly.